Molecule: messenger RNA, 2765 nt
Organism: Rhodamnia argentea
Lineage: Eukaryota; Viridiplantae; Streptophyta; Magnoliopsida; Myrtales; Myrtaceae
Product: scarecrow-like protein 21
Exons: 2
Coding region: 921-2495 (524 amino acids)
Biological process (GO): regulation of DNA-templated transcription
Cellular component (GO): nucleus
Molecular function (GO): DNA-binding transcription factor activity; sequence-specific DNA binding
Source: RefSeq, a predicted model, not a curated record
GCUGAUUGCAUUGCUUAUCUCCUUCGAGAAUUGGCUUACCUAAUCUAUCGUGGUGUUAGAUAUAGGCAAUUGGGUUUCCAGUGAAUUGAGAAUUGAUUGCUUCAUUUCGACAUAGAGCUGAAAAUGAAGUGCUCUGUUUUUCCAGGAUGUGAUUGCUGGUCUUUUCUGGGCAAAUGUGGUCCACGCAUCCUUCUUUUCCUCAUAUAAUAAACAAACACAGAAUCACUUAUUUUAGCGGGCAAAGUACGGUUCAAUUCUUAGAGCAGACAAUGUGCCAAAACUCAGAUGAGUUAUUUGAUCCACUUGAUAAUAACCUGAUUGACGUGAUUUUUCCUUUUUUUUGUUUUUUUGCCUUAGAGAUCACUCUCACGUACCUGAAUGGAAAAUAUUAGAAUCUGCAUAUAGAGAGCUGCUGUCUCUACAUGGUAGACAUUCAGACCUGGGGUUCUUGGGUGCAUAAUCAGCUAAAUCUGAUUUAGUGUUUGGUUGCUUGCAAUACUUAAUGGCUUGCGACUUGUGAUAUCAUGAUUUUCAUGUCCGAGACUCCUUGCUUGUUCUUGUCUGGUUUUGGUUUGUCAGCCUUUGCUGAGUAGGCUUCCUCUUACAUUGGAUGUUAAGAUGUGGAAAAUGCUUUCAGAGGGUAAAGCAAGAUGGACAAAGUAAAGAAAAAUAGACAGGAGAAUAUAUCCUCCUUAGUAUUCCUAUACACUCUUUCUGCUGCGAAAGGCUCAGUGAGGUUUGGCUGCUUGGUUGGAUAAAGUCUCGCUACCAUCGAGUUUAGAGCUCAUCAUGCAAGUUAGCUGGCAAACUGAGAACCGAACUCGAUAGUUUUACCCUGCCAUAUAGUGAGCAGGUGGUCCUCCAAAGUGAAUCGUUCGUCAGAAGCAAGCAUCACAGGACAGAAGAAGAGUCAUUUAAGCAUGUCGAACAAAAUUUAUUAUCAGUCUGCGCAUGAGAUUGGCACCUUUUGCUUGCCUCAGUUUCAUACUUUAGAUUGCCACCCUUGCCACUAUCACACACAGAGUCUCCCAGAAAAAUACUGCACCCUCGAGUCAUCCUCCGCCAGCGGAGGUUAUGCUAUUUACAACUCACCAUCAACCAUCAGCUUCUCAUCCAACGGGAGUCCUGUAUCUCUGCAAGAUUCCGUGUCUUUUCUACCUGAUACCCUACACUCCCCAGAUAAUACCUAUGCCUCCUCCAUAAGUGGGUCUUGUGUCACCGACGAUGCAAAUGAUUUUUUGCACAAGCUGAGAGAAUUGGAGAACCUAAUGCUGGGACCUGAUUCUGAUAUUCCCACUAACUAUGAGAGGAGUCUCCAGAAGGGGAUCCACAUAGCCUCGCCGGGGAUCAAACUAAUGGAUGCAAUAGAACGGAGGGAUUUGAAACAAGUCCUCAUUGCCUCUGCAAAGGCAGUUUCAGAAAAUAAUCUAUGGACCGCGAACUGGUUGAUGGAUGAGUUGCGUGAAAUGGUCUCAGUUUCUGGGGAACCGAUCGAGAGGCUGGGAGCGUACAUGUUGGAAGGUCUCGUUGCUCGUUUAGCCUCCUCAGGAAGCUCCAUCUAUAAAGCUCUGCAAUGCAAAGAACCUGAAAGCUCGGAGCUCCUUUCCUACAUGCACAUUCUUUAUGAGGUCUGUCCAUACUUCAAAUUUGGAUACAUGUCGGCAAAUGGUGCGAUAGCCGAAGCCAUGAAAGAUGAGAAAAGAGUCCACAUCGUUGACUUCCAAAUUGCUCAGGGUAGCCAGUGGAUCACUUUAAUCCAGGCGUUUGCAGCGAGGCCUGGUGGGCCACCCCACAUAAGAAUAACUGGAUUCGAUGAUUCCGCGUCAGCUUAUGCCCGUGGAGGAGGAUUGGACAUUGUGGGGAAGAGGCUAUCUAAACUUGCUCAGUCAUACAAAGUCCCCUUUGAGUUCCACGCUGCAUCGAUACCAGGUUCAGAUUUACAGCUGCACCAUCUCGAUGUUAGGCCUGGGGAGGCUUUGGCCGUAAAUUUCGCAUUUAUGCUUCACCACAUGCCUGAUGAGAGUGUGAGCACUCACAACCAUCGGGACCGGCUCCUAAGGCUGGUCAAGAGCCUGUCGCCGAAGGUGGUGACCCUAGUGGAGCAAGAAUCUAACACGAAUACUGCUGCCUUUAUCCCACGGUUCAUCGAGGCUAUGGAACAUUAUGCAGCCAUGUUCGAGUCGAUGGAUGUGACUCUUCCCAGAGAGCACAAGGAGAGGAUUAACGUAGAGCAGCACUGUUUGGCAAGAGACGUUGUCAAUAUAAUUGCGUGCGAGGGGGCCGAGAGGGUAGAAAGGCACGAGCUUCUGGGGAAGUGGAGGUUGCGUUUUGCCAUGGCAGGAUUUACGCCAUACCCUUUGAGCUCCCUAGUGAACGCCACCAUCAAAACGCUGUUGGAGAAUUACUCUCACAAGUAUAGGCUAGAGGAGAGGGAUGGAGCUCUUUAUUUAGGAUGGAUGAAUCGAGACUUGGUAGCGUCUUGUGCGUGGAAGUGAAAUAAUCCGAGAAAGUAUAAAGACGGCAUGAUGGAGCAGCUGGAAUCGUUCUUCUUCUUUUCAUGUUUCGCUCCUUUGUAAUCAUUUAGCUCGUACCUUUGAUGAGGUGUUUGAAGCUGUUCACUUUGUAUAGUCCCAGAUUUCAUGCUCUACUCUUCCCCUGACAAAGGUAGGGAAAACUCAUUUUCACUGAAUUGGAACUUCUUUUGGUGACCAUUAUACUGAACUCAGGUGCAAAUUUUUUCAAAGAGUGAACGCUUUUGAAAGCCC